Messenger RNA from Trichoplusia ni (cabbage looper), 2801 nucleotides. RefSeq lists its product as uncharacterized. Bases 612 to 2723 code for a protein of 703 amino acids. The transcript has 2 exons. NCBI's taxonomy places the organism in Eukaryota, Metazoa, Arthropoda, Insecta, Lepidoptera, Noctuidae. The record is from RefSeq and is a predicted model, not a curated record.
AGUUGUCUGGUAAAAUAUAUUUAUUUUUUAAAUAUUUAAGAUUGAUUUAUAUGUAGAUAUCGGACAUUAGUAGUUAUUUUGUUCUCAUUUUAGAAAUAGAAAUCAUCUAAACCGCAUGGAAGAGGGUAGCACUUUUAUACCUGAUCCUGUGCCAAGUACUAGCCGACCAAGUGAUAAUGCAGAUUCGUUGACAGUAAUUGUACGUGACAUUUUAAGAAUUAUAAUUUCGAAAGAGUUCAGCACAGUUUAUACAUAGUCUUUAAAUCAUUAUUUUAAUUUUUUUAGGAGAAUGAACAUGAUGCGGCAGCCCCUGGAGACUUAGAUGAAUCAAUGAAAAUUUCAGACUCAAACGUAAAUAUUUUUGGUUCUCAUUAUUAUUACUUCAUUUAUUUGACGAAAUGCGAUGUUUUAUAAUUAAUUAUAAAUAUGUAACUUUUUUUUAGGACGAUUUCAUAGUUGAUGGAAGAAGGAUAAUUGAUUUUCAAUACUUCUGGAAUCAAUUAAUUACUAUAAGCGAACACAGUGAAAAAUUUGGUUGCAAAUUAAACUACAUAAAAAUAAGUAAAGAGAAACAGGUGGGUCUCAUAUCCAAAUUUGCCUUGAAGUGUACAAUGUGUGGGUCUAGAUUUAUUCUAAAUACCUCGGACAGUACCAACACUGAAGCAAGACUUGAUCUCAAUGCAGCGGCGGUGUCAGGUUCAAUAAUUACGGGAAUUGGUCUGUCUAACCUAAAUGAAAUCACUGCUUCGAUGGAUUUACCUACAAUGCCGUUUCGAUUAUACAGCAAAAAACAUGAUGAUAUUUCCGAGAUGUGGAAGACUGCGGCCGAAGAAACCAUGAUAAAUGCUGCUAAACAGGAAGUUGAAGUGGCAAAAUCACGCGGCGAUGUUAGCACUGCAGGUAUAGCAAUGAUACCGGUCGAAGCUGAUGCCUGUUGGGGAAAACGCUCCUAUAAAAAUAAUUAUUCUGCCCUGUCUGGUGUUGCAGCUAUAAUUGGAGAAUAUAGUGGUAAAGUGCCAUACAUUGGGGUUCGCAAUAAAUAUUGUGUCAUUUGCGCCAGAGCUACAAAAACGAAUCAGCCAACAAAAGCCCAUAAAUGCACAAAAAACCAUUUCGGAUCUGCAACCAGCAUGGAGCAAGCUAUAUUAGUUGAAGGUUUUAAAACUUCCAUUAAAGAGAGAAAUUUAAUUUACAACAUACUAAUUGCAGAUGGUGAUUCUAGCACCUAUAAAAGUAUAUUGGAGAGUCGACCAUACCCGGAUAUCCCUAUUCAAAAAAUUGAGUGCACAAACCAUCUGUUGCGAAACUAUAAUGGAAAAAAUAUACUUCUGCAAAAGGAUACCACUAUUCCUCUGAACGAACGGAAACUUUUAAAUAUGGACCGACUAAAAAGAUUACGCACAGCUGUUCGUGCUGCUAUUAGACAAAGGCAAAAAGAUAAUAGUUCACAUUCUUUAAAAAUUGAGAACCUUCAAAAAGAUAUAUUAAAUAGUCCUCUACACAUAUUUGGGAACCAUGCAAGUUGUGCCAGUUAUUAUUGCACAGAAGAACGCAAAAAAGAACUCAAUCUAAUCCCACAAAUACCAACUUUAUUCUUGAAGUUGAAAAAGAACGUAUCUCAACUUGCUUUUAAUUCCCGAAGCCUUUUGCAUGCUUAUACGAAUAAUCGCGCUGAACAAUUUAAUAGCAUUGUGGCUAAAAUGGUAGGUGGGAAACGUGUAAAUUUUUCACUGAAGGAUUCCUACACUACCCGAUGCUAUGCCGCAGUUGUAUCUUUUAACACCGGUAUGCCACAAUAUACAUUUUAUAAAUCGAUUUGUAAUAUUAGUCCAGGAAAAUCAUUAAAAUUACUAGAAACCAGAAAACAUUUAAAAAAUACACGGGAAGUAAAAACUCGCGCAGGUACAGCUCGCAAAAAAAUUAAUUUUAACCCAGAUGCUCAUUACGGCAAGGACUGUGAAAGACCAGAUAUGGACAUCACGGACUAUGAGCGAGGCAAAGUAUUGUUUUUAAACAAUUUAAAGGAACAGGCCUCAAACCGCCAUGAGAUUGAGAGAGCUACGGUUCUGCAAGCAGAAAGCUCGUUAUGGUUAGAGCUUAGAAGGUGUAUACUUACUGCAUCAACCUUUGCUAAAAUUUGUAAAAGGCGACCGAACCAAAACUCAGCUCCCCUGGUAAAAUCAAUUUUAUAUCAAUACAACCUGGACCACAUUACCUCUAUUAAACAUGGUAGGGAUAAUGAACAAAAGGCUUUGGCUCAACUUGGUGUUCAAGAAAAUUUGAACAUAGAGAAAUGUGGUCUUUUUAUAGAUGAAGAGUAUUUUUAUUUAGGCGCGACGCCUGAUGGAUUCUGCAAUGAAGGCUUAGUGGAAGUGAAAUGUCCAAGCUCACUUUUUGGAAUCGAUCCUGACACCGCCUUGCUUGAUAAAAAACUAAAAUGUUUAAGAAAAACAAGCCAGUUUAGAAUUGAAAUGAAUAAAAACCAUGACUGGUACUACCAAGUUCAGGGACAGCUGCACAUAGCGAAAAAAAAUAUAUGUGUAUUUGCUGUAUGGACAGGUCCUGAAUUUCCGUUGAAGGUAGUUAGGGUAGAAAAGGACGAUGUUUUUUGGCAGGAACAAAUGUUACCAAAAUUGAUUCGGUUUUAUCAAGACUGCUUGUUGCCGGAAAUCAUCGAUCCUAGAAAGGCAAGAUCAAUGCCUUUACGGCAAAUAUUUAUUUAGUUUUUAAUCACACAUUCAUAGAGUUUGUUUCGAAUCUAUCCCAUUGUACAUCCACCCCGUGUUCUAUUUUACCCUUUU